Molecule: messenger RNA, 1100 nt
Organism: Folsomia candida
Lineage: Eukaryota; Metazoa; Arthropoda; Collembola; Entomobryomorpha; Isotomidae
Product: SEC14-like protein 4
Exons: 7
Coding region: 131-982 (283 amino acids)
Cellular component (GO): cytoplasm
Source: RefSeq, a predicted model, not a curated record
UGGAUAUUUGCAUUACUCGAAUUUGCAUAAAUAUAUUUAUGUAGUGAAGUAAAGCGUCUGUAAAUCUCUUCACUUAUUUGUAUCCACACAGACGAUUAAGUUAUAGCACAUAUCAUUCAAGGAGAAAAAAAUGUCACCCAGAAAUUUUGGUUUUAUUAAGAUUUCCAUAAUCUUAACGAUUUUCGUAACUUUACAAUUUCGGGGAACUUGUGGCCUCGUCACGUUUGAGCAGGAUGUGUCCCUCACAGAGUUGCAAGUCAAGGCGUUGGCAGAGUUCAAGGAGAGAAUGCUCCCUAAAAUAAAGCAAGAUUACAUGAAAGAAGACAUUUACCUGGUGAAAUUCUUGCGAUCAAAGAAAUUCGAUGUUGAGAAAGCCGUCACAAUGUUAAACACGUUUCUUGCUUGGAGAGAGUCCACCAAUUUCGACAAGUUGACCAAUGAAGACUUUACAGAUUUAGCGACCGAGUACCCCUACGAAGUUUUGGGCGUGGAUAACGAGGGCAAACCAUUGCUACAAUGGUACUACAGUGACUGGGACGUGCGGAAAGCUGCCGUAGGAGGAAACAUGGAACGACUCAAUGUCUACAUUGCAAAAAUGUUUGAUAACGCAUGGCUCAAAGUGAGAGAUCUGCAAAAAGAGGGGAAAAAUGUGACCAGAUUCGUCAUUGUCCUGGACAUGGAGAAAAUCAAUUUGCUCCAACAUUUGACCCCAUCGUGCAUGCCAAUCUACAUCAACACUGUUUUAGCAUACGAUCGCUACUUUCCCAAACAGGGCGACGAUGUUUAUCUGAUUAACACCCCCGGACUUUUCGAGGUUGGUCUCAACCUCGCAAAAUCCGUGAUGGACCAAGACACAAAAAACUCGCUGCAAGUUUUCGGUCAAAAUAAGCAACAGUGGAUGACCGCCCUGUACAAAAAUGUGGACCCGACCCAACUCACGCAUCAUUACGGGGGAACUAUGCCAUCAAAAUUUGACUCAUGAGAUCAUAAAUAUUUCAGAUUUUUUAAUCCAGGUGACACUAUUUGCAAAACAGUUUUCUCAACUGAUCAUAUGUAAUUGACAUCUAUGUAACUAAAUAAAGACAAAUAUUUACAAGUAU